This is a messenger RNA of Manduca sexta (tobacco hornworm), 1188 nucleotides long. RefSeq lists its product as uncharacterized. The transcript is spliced from 3 exons. Lineage: Eukaryota; Metazoa; Arthropoda; Insecta; Lepidoptera; Sphingidae. The coding region runs from base 19 to 690 and encodes 223 amino acids. The record is from RefSeq and is a predicted model, not a curated record.
CUUGAUACAAGUGACAAGAUGGUAAUGUUUCCUUUCUGUUUGGCGGUUUGUGCUCUAAUUGGAAUUAGUCAAGGCGUCUUCACCAAAAUGGAUUUCGGCGACGAAGAUACGUCAGUAGUCACAAACACAACCAAAGUUGGAGACAAAGACGUAGAAGUAAAACAUACUAUAGUCGUAUCUACUAAAUUAAAGAACAAUCGACGGGGAAUCCACGGAGCUAAUGACGAUCAAAGAACAAUAACUUACAAUACAGGCCAAAGGCAGAAUAAAGAAAAGGAAGACAGUGGUGAAGUGCCCAUUGUAAGUGGCUAUAAAGCUGUCGAAACAACGCAAAUUAGAACUCCAGAUACAAGACAUAAGACUGCUUAUCCAGAAGUCACACUUGAGAGUCGUAAUCUACGUGAUGAAUACGAUAUAUAUCCUAAUUUGGCAAACCAUCCCAUGCAAUGGAAACCUUCUAGCUUCUACAAUAACAUAAAUACCUGGAAUCAAGAUUACGUUUCUCACGGACGUAGCAAUACACCGUACUACCAAAGCAAACUUAAUAGAAGGAUAGCUGACGAUACUGUUAAAGAAUUUUACUGUCGGAGAUGUAUGGAACUCGGCGGAUCUAAAGGCUGCACGCAAAGACCAUAUCGAGCAACUACUCCUAAAGUGAAGAUAGACGGCAAAUUGGUGAAAUUAGACUAAUAGUUUCAUUGUUUUUGUACAUCCGUUACUGUAGAAAAAAUAAAACGGAGUGAUGUUAUCUGAAUAACCUUGAGACGUCGCUCGUAAGUUGAGAGGCAUGGUAUAAUGACACGCACUCGUGCGCACGAUCUUGGUUUCGUUAAUCCUCGUUUUCAUCUUGUUUUAUAUACUGUAUAAUAUACAUUUAGGUUUUAUUAUCUUUUGAAAUUAAUUAAGAAUAAGUUUGUAUUCAAAACACCGUGUAGUGGUGUAGCUACAAUUUUAAUUGUUUUAGUCAAGACUUGAUAGAGUCCUAAUAAUGAAAAAAUUAAUGGAGAUGGAUGACAAAAUAUUAAGAAAAAAAAAUACAGUUUUAUAUAUUUUUAUGUAAAUAAAUCGCCAAUAACAUAUUACAGAAGAUUAUAUUGUACUGUUUCGAUAAACAUUUUGUUUGUUAAUACAGCUGAAAAUUAAUACAUAUGUCGGUUAUCAAUACAUGAGACGAUGCAAAUGCGUUUA